AUGCUGCACCUGAGCAAGGGAGAUUUUGUAUGGGUGGACACGGGCACCGGGGUGCCGAUUGGGGCGGAGGUUAAGGUCACAGACACCGGGCAGAUUCAGCUGCUCGAUGACGAAGGAAAGGAACACAAGCUCAAGAAGUUAAAUGAGAAAAGCAUCCGGCCCAUGCAUCCGACCUCUGUGAACGGCGUAGACGAUAUGAUCAGGCUGGGUGACCUGAACGAGGCCGGACUGCUCAGGAACCUCCUGGUACGACACAAGGAAGGAAUCAUCUAUACAUACACGGGCUCCAUUCUGGUCGCAGUGAACCCUUACCAGCUGCUGCCCAUCUACACUAUUGAGCAUGUGCACAUGUACACAGACCGGCGGCUGGGUGAAAUGCCGCCUCAUGUCUUCUCCAUCGCAGACAGCUGCUUUUUCAACAUGCGCCGCAACCGAAAGAACCAGUGCUGUGUCAUCAGCGGAGAGUCGGGAGCUGGGAAAACCGAGAGCACCAAGCUGAUGCUGCAGUUUCUGGCUGCAGUGAGCGGUCAGCGCUCCUGGAUUGAGCAGCAGGUCCUAGAAGCAAAUCCCAUCUUAGAGGCCUUCGGUAACGCCAAAACCAUUCGAAAUGACAACUCCAGUCGAUUUGGGAAGUACAUCGACAUCAGCUUCACCAAGGGCGGGGCUAUUGAAGGUGCCCGCAUUGAGCAGUACCUGCUGGAGAAGUCCAGGGUGUGUCGUCAGGCACCAGACGAAAGAAACUACCACAUCUUUUACUACAUGCUGAUGGGCAUGUCGGCAGAAAAGAAGAAGAUUCUUUCCCUUGGAAACGCCGCUGAGUACAAGUAUCUGACCAUGGGUAACUGCACCAGCUGUGAGGGCCGUGACGACGUGAAGGAGUACGCUCACUUCCAGUCAGCUCUGAAGAUUCUCACAUUCACAGAAAAUGACUUGUGGGAAAUUUCCAAACUGCUCGCAGCCAUUCUUCACCUGGGCAAUGUGGACUUUGAGGCCACCAUCGUAGAUAAUCUGGAAGCCUGCAACGUCCACACGUCGACCAAUUUCAAAAUGGCGAGCGAGCUCUUGGAGGUGGAUCCCAAAGCACUGGGGAAAGGUUUGACUCAGCGCUCCUUCCAGACUGCCAGGGAACACGUGACCAAAUGUCUGACCUCUGCUCAAGCCAUGGACGGCAGGGACGCAUUUGUCAAAGGUAUAUACGGAAGACUUUUCAUUUGGAUUGUGGAGAAAAUCAACAGUGCCAUUUACAAGCCGCCUGAUGAGGAGAACGAGGCCAAACAAUCCAUCGGCCUUCUGGACAUCUUUGGUUUUGAGAACUUUAGUAAAAACAGCUUUGAGCAGCUGUGCAUCAACUUUGCCAAUGAGCAGCUGCAGCAGUUCUUCGUCAAGCACGUCUUCAAGCUUGAGCAGGAAGAGUACGCCCGUGAAAACAUUGUUUGGAAGCACAUUGACUACCAAGAUAACCAGCGAACCCUGGACGUACUGGCCAGCAAAUCCAUGAACUUGCUGUCGCUUAUUGACGAGGAAAGCAAUUUCCCCAAGGCCACAGAUGCCACCCUGCUCCAAAAGAUGAACCAGUAUCACGAGAAAGGUGGCGUCUAUCUUCCCCCAAAGAACAACUACGAAACACAGUUUGGAAUCGAGCAUUUUGCUGGAAAGGUCUUCUAUGACUCACAAGGUUUUCUUGAAAAAAACCGUGACACCCUGAGCUCAGACCUCAUUAAGAUGUUGGAAAAGUCCACCAACAAGCUCCUGAAACAGGUGUUUCGUAAUGACCUCAAAUCCACCUCCGAUGGCAAGAAGCGUGUGCCAACACUGAGCGGUCAGUUCCGCCAGUCCCUGGAUUCCCUGAUGAAAACGUUGACUGCAUGCCAGCCGUAUUUCAUCCGCUGCAUCAAACCCAAUGACUUCAAGAAGCCCAUGCUGUUUGACAGAGAGCUGUGCAUGCGGCAGCUCCGUUACUCCGGUAUGAUGGAGACCAUCAGGAUCCGGAAAGCUGGGUAUCCUGUACGCUACACAUUUGAUGAGUUUCUAACUCGAUAUCGUGUCCUCCUGAGGACUUCCAUCUGUGAUCCAAAUACCGUGAGUUGUUUUUGACAAAAUCUCGAAGAGAAAUGCUGUGAAAGUAUUUGUGAAAACCUGCUUACUGGAGAAGGUGACUGGAAGACUGGAAAGACAAAGAUAUUCCUAAAGGACCAUCAUGACACAAUGCUUGAAGUAGAGCGAAUAAAACAACUAAAUGUGAAAGCCCUUUUGAUCCAGAAAGUCCUGAGAGGCUACAGAUACAGGAAAGAAUUCCUGAGGAAAAGGUCAGCCGCGAUCGUGAUUCAGAAAUACUGGCGAGGACACAAAGGCAGGAAGCUGUACAAAGUGGUGCAGCUGGGCUUUGCAAGGCUGCAGGCACAGGUUCGCUCUCGCCAGCUCCACUUCCAAUAUAAAAAGAGAAGGCAGGCGACCCUCGUGCUACAGACCCAUGUUCGAGGACACCUGGCCAGGAAGGAAUGGAAGCGCAAGAGGAAGGCUGUAAUCCUGCUACAGGCACACACCAGGGGCAUACUGGCGAAAAAAGCUCUCGAAAAGAUGAAGAGAGACAUGUACCUCUCUGCUAAAGAGAAAGAAGAGGAACAGCGGCUCAUUCUGGAGAAACAGAGGCGCUUGGAGGAGGUGUUGAGACAGAAGAGAGAGAUGGAGGCCAAGCGGCAGUCAGACCAGGAGAUGGUGGAUGACAUGUUUGACUUCCUUACUUUAAUGCCCAACACUGUAGGAGGCCAGGAGGGGCAGGCACCCAUGGGAUAUGAGAAUUUUGGUGGGAAACGGAUAAUUGAAGAGAUAGACAUUGACGAAAUCCAGAUGGAGGAGGAUCUUCCCAACGAGGACUAUGAUGACCUGGAUGAGUACUCCUUCGCCAAGUUUGCCUCCAUGUACUUCCAGGGUGCAGCCACCCACACCCAUAUCCGACAGAGGCUUCAUCAGCCCCUGCUCUACCAUGAGGAUGAAGAUGAUGUUCUGGCUUCGCUCACAGUGUGGUGGAUCAUCCUGAGGUUUAUGGGAGACCUCCCUGAGCCAAAGAAACGGGCCCAGGUUAGGGUACCCUCCUCACAGGAUCGCUUUGUGCCACAGGAGCUGAUGUCCAGAAAGGACAGACGUCUCAGCAACAUGGUGGGCCUGGAUCAGAGGGUGCUGAGAAAUAGAAAAGAAACAGAAGCUUCUACAGUCCCUGAGCCACCAGGACAAAACAAAAGGGGCUCCAUCUUUAUAGACAUCCUGACAAGAACCAGGAAGGCUUCUGCUGUGCCCAACCAGACCCCUCAAAACCAGAAGGUGUACACUGUACCGGAUGCAAGCGCUCGAGGACGAAAGGGCUCCACAUUCACUGACCUACUGUCCAAAAACAGAAAAGUAUCAAAUGUUCAAGAAAAUGGAAUCCCCAAAUCUGGUUUAAACUUCAGAAAAACCUCGAUCAUCAUGGAGGAGUCAGAUGAUCAGACGGAAGUUUCCAAGCCUGCCACUCUGCAGACUGUGAAGGAGGAUCCCGAAGUCUUGACUGGAGAGUCGGACACACUGGACAGACCCCUGACUUCUCUGGAAAAGCUCCACUACAUCGUUGGAUACGCCAUCGUCAGGCCUGACCUCAGAGAUGAGAUUUACUGUCAGAUCUGCAAACAGCUUCAUGACAACAACAAUCGUACGGGCUUCUUCCGUGGCUGGAUCCUGCUGUCGCUUUGUUUGGGCGUUUUUCCUCCCAGUGAGCGAUUUAUAAAGUACCUCCAAAGUUUCAUCCGCUUGGCUCCGAGCGGCUACUCGUCCUACUGCGCUGACAGGCUGCGGCGCACCGUGAUGAACGGCACACGAGAGGAGCCUCCCUCCUAUCUGGAGCUGCAGGCCACCAAGACAAAAAAGCCCAUAGUUGUGACUGUGAUGCUUAUGGACAACCGCUCCAUUAACCUCCCCGUCGACUCAGCAUCUACGUCUAAAGAGAUCUGCCAGCUUAUCUCCAACAAAAUCAACCUCAAAGACAGCUUCGGCUUUUCCAUCUACGUCGCCUUGUAUGCAAAGGUGUGGGCUCUGGGCAGCGGCCGGGAGCACGUGAUGGACGCCAUCUCCCGGUGUGAGCAGGACACAAAGAGGAGGGGAGGCCAGGAGCAGCACGCCCCCUGGCGUCUCAUCUUCCGUAAAGAGAUCUUCACCCCCUGGCAUAACUGCAGUGACGACAAGCUCAGCACAGACCUCAUCUACAAGCAGAUCAUCCAUGGCUUGAAGUCUGGAGAGUACCAGUGUCAAAAGGAGGACGACUAUGUCGACCUCGCUGCAAAACAUUUGUACAUCCAACACGGAUCGGACAGCCGCCCAGAAAACGUGAAGGAUGUUGUGCAGGACUGCAUCAGUAACUCUCUGCUGGAGACCAAGACAGAGAGUAACUGGGUGCAGAUGGUCAGCACUGCCUAUGCUCAGGGCUCGUAUGUGAGUUCCAAACAAAAGACGGAUUCGCUGAAGGCGGAGAUAGUCGAUUACGCUCGACAGAAGUGGCCCAUCUUCUUCUCCAGGUUCUUUGAGGUUGCCAAACUUUCAGGCCCUCCACUGCCGAAGAGCAAGUUUAUCGUGGCCAUAAACUGGACAGGAAUCACAUUCCUGGAUGAGCGAGAGAAGAGGCUGGCAGAACUCUCCUUCCCAGAAGUAAUGGCUGUCAACGCUGUUAGGAAUGUUAAAAAAUCUGGCCAGGCCGUGUCUCUGAUGACGCUGAAAGGAGACUUCACCCUGAGCGGCCCCUCAGCGGCGGACAUGGCCGAGCUGAUUACCAUGUUUGUCAGUGGGCUGACGGAGCGUUCGCAGUACGCCGUGGCCCUGAAAGAAGUCGAGAAGCAAGAAGACGCCACGUUCCUCAGCUUCAAGAAAGGAGAGCUCAUCAUGCUCAUUAAAGACAAUGAUUUCUCUCAGGACCACGGCUGGGUUAAGGGCCAAAACGAUCGCACGAAACAAACCGGGGCCGUCCCCAUCGAUGCCAUCACAAUCCUGCCAACGCUCAGCAAACCCACCAACGAGGUCAUGAACCUCAUCAACCUCUCACCAAACCAGAGGAAGGACAUCAUACAGGCCACCAUGAAAGAAACAGGCACAGUGGGGAGAAUUGCUCCUUACUCACUGAAAGAUUUCUCUGUCGAGUAUUUCAGGCAGCCCAUUAAGGAUGUGAACCGUCAGGUGAUCGCUAGGAAUGCUGCACCCGAAAGGUUGUGGGUCCACUCCAGAGAGCCAAUAAGACAGCCACUACUCAAGAAGCUUGGAGGCCACCCAGAGUUCACCCACAAAGCCUGUCUAGCUUUCACUGCAAUCCUGAAGUACAUGGGUGAUUACCCCACCAAGCAGCAGCAGAAUCCCCUCGAACUCACUGACCAAAUCUUCAGCCCCGCCACUAAACACGAUGCUCUGAGGGAUGAGAUUUACUGCCAGAUCAUGAAGCAGAUGACCAACAAUAACAACCGGUUAAGCAUGGAGCAUGGCUGGCAGCUGAUGUGGCUAAGCUGCGGCCUGUUUCCUCCCAGUCAGCCUCUUCUGAAACAUGCUCAACGAUUUCUGGAGUCGCGACGCAGAGAGCCACUUGCCUCUGACUGUUUGCAGCGCAUGCAGAGCUCUCUGAGGAUGGAGCCCAGGAAGCUCCCACCUCACCAUGUGGAGUUAGAUGCCAUCCAACAAAACAGCACCCAGAUCCGCCACAAAAUCCACUUCCCUAAUGACACAGAUGAGAUAUUUGAAGUGGCCACCAACACCAGGAUCAAGGAUCUGAUUCUGAACAUUUCCAGGAAGCUCGAACUGUCUUCAGCAGAUGGCUUCAGCAUUUUUGUCAAAACAAAUGACAAGUUUCUCAGUUUGAAUGAGACAGACUACUUCUUUGACAGUCUGAGGCAAAUCACUGACUGGUCCAAGAGUGUGAAAAGGAUUGAUGGUGGGCUGGUCAACUAUACUGUGUUCUUCAUGAGGAAGUUGUGGUUUAACGUGAUCCCUGGCAGAGACACAAAAGCAGAUCUUAUCUUCCAUUUCCCUCAGGAGUUACCCAAAUACCUAAGAGGCUAUCAUGUGUGCACCAAAGAGGAAAUGCUCAAAAUUGCGGCUCUGCUCUUCUGCAUAAAGGUCAACAAUGAUAAGAACCAGUUAGUCAUGAUUCCCAAGUUGCUGAAGGAGCUGGUGCCCACUGACCAGCUGAAGGCUAUGUCUGAAAAUGAGUGGAAGAAGAACAUUACCGCCUCAUUUAACAAACAAACUGGAAUGACAGCUGAUGAAGCUAAGGUGGCGUUCCUGAAGGCGGUUCACCGUUGGCCGACAUUUGGCUGUGCUUUCUUUGAUGUGAAGCAAACAUCAGAGCAAAAAUUUCCAGAUAUUGUGCGAAUUGCCAUCAGCAAGCAAGGACUAACAAUCAUUCAUCCAAAAACCAAGGAAACUCUGGCAACUCAUCCAUUCAACCGCAUUGCUAACUGGUCCAGUGGAAGCACCUACUUUCACAUGACUAUUGGUAAUUUAGUCAACGGCAGCAAGUUCCUGUGUGAAACGUCACUGGGCUACAAGAUGGACGAUCUUAUAAGCUCCUACGUUAACAUGUACCUCAGCGACAGGAAGACUGUGCAAACCAGGAACCGCCGCUUUGACAUCUAA
Pundamilia nyererei is the source of this 6639-nucleotide messenger RNA. It is a transcript of the gene myo7ba, whose product is annotated as myosin VIIBa. The record is from RefSeq and is a predicted model, not a curated record. Gene Ontology annotation, cellular component: myosin complex; cytoskeleton. Gene Ontology annotation, molecular function: ATP binding; protein binding; cytoskeletal motor activity. NCBI's taxonomy places the organism in Eukaryota, Metazoa, Chordata, Actinopteri, Cichliformes, Cichlidae. The transcript has 47 exons.